Pungitius pungitius (ninespine stickleback) is the source of this 1304-nucleotide messenger RNA. RefSeq names its product methionine sulfoxide reductase B2 (gene msrb2). Lineage: Eukaryota; Metazoa; Chordata; Actinopteri; Perciformes; Gasterosteidae. Gene Ontology annotation, biological process: response to oxidative stress; protein repair. The record is from RefSeq and is a predicted model, not a curated record. Gene Ontology annotation, molecular function: peptide-methionine (R)-S-oxide reductase activity. Bases 145 to 705 code for a protein of 186 amino acids. Gene Ontology annotation, cellular component: cytoplasm. The transcript has 5 exons.
UUUGCCCUUUGCACAAAAGCCAGCGGCAGGGAUGUUUGAGUCGGGUCACCUACAGCCAGCAGCUUCGUGCAGCCGGUGAGAACCUGCGUGAACGAGCGCGCGCCCGGCUCGCACUGACUUCGGACGCACUCGGCAGCAGCGGACAUGUCUGGUUCGGUCUCCCGGCUCUUACUGGUCCCUUACUGGCGCGCAGCGGCCGCAGCCGUGCGGCUACCGAGCAGGACCCCGCUGGUCAUCCGCACUGUGGCCACAACUCCAGGCCUGCAAUCUCUCACCCGAUAUAACAAGACCACAGAUUGGCAAAAGAAACUGACCCCAGAACAGUAUGUAGUGACCAGAGAGAGAGGGACUGAAGUGCCCUUUAGUGGGAUCUACCUUAACCAUUCUGAAGUUGGGAUGUACCACUGUGUUUGCUGUGAGGCUCCACUUUUUAGUUCAGAGGCUAAGUAUGACUCGGGGACCGGCUGGCCUGCAUUCAAAGAAGCUCAUGGGACAUGGGAGCGGGAUGAAAGCCACGCCUCCAUCAUUCGUCGCCCUGACAACAGCCUGGGUAGUGCUGGGACCGAGGUUCUUUGUAAAAAUUGUGAUUCCCACCUGGGUCACGUGUUUGAUGAUGGACCGGACCCGACUGGUCAGCGGUUCUGUAUUAACAGUGUGGCCCUCGCGUUUAAACCCAGAGAAAACAACAAACCUGACAUUGAUUAGCACUGAGACCUGAACCGAAAAGAGAAAUACAUGUUUCCUUUCAAAGUCCUCCUUAAAGUUCAUUUAGGUGGCGAAAUGAUGGGUCACAUGAACUGCAUUCAAUGGUUUGGACCUAAACAUGUUUGCAAGUGAGAAGCUUUAUGUGGAGAUUAUUAUUAUUAUUAAUUAUUGAAUUUCAAACAUCCUGGUGUUUAUUAAACUGGUAAAAAAAAAUAACAUCAGUCUCUUGUUAAGUAAAAGUUUAUGUAUGCACUGGAAGGUCUACAUACAGAACAUACUUUACAUUGUUGACACAAACUCAAACUUCAGAUCAGCUCCUUCAAUUGAGAUACUUCCCCCCCAAAAAGUUAAUUAAAGUUUUGUUGAUGUCGUAAUUUUGUUUAAAAAAAUACCUUUAUGAAUGUCUUAAUGUCAGAUUCACAAAUGGCUUUUUGCUAAGUAUUUUUGAACAUUUUAACUUACAGGGGCUUAGAAAUGAAAAUCUGUUAAUGUGUAUGAAAAAUAUAAAAGAAUGGGUUAAAACAUGAAUGUAAUUCGGUGUCUGUUAAAUUGUAAAGUUGUGUGGGGAUGUGCAAAUUAAAGAGUCUGAGUCAGCUGGA